AUGCCCCGUGCCGUUCGAGGUCUCCUGAUCGAAUGCGAUCCUUCGAUCAAAUCCAUGAUCCUCAAGUAUGACGAAGAGCGCCAUGAUUACAUCGUGGAGGACUUGGAUGACGAAAACCACCUCGUUAUCAAGGAGAGCCAACUGGAAAACCUGAAAGUUCGCCUAGAUCAGGACCUCGACGAGAAGAUCAUGCAGCUCGAUGAAUCCGAAUCCGAAUAA
Molecule: messenger RNA, 219 nt
Organism: Penicillium brevicompactum
Lineage: Eukaryota; Fungi; Ascomycota; Eurotiomycetes; Eurotiales; Aspergillaceae
Gene: tfb5
Product: TFIIH complex subunit TFB5
Exons: 3
Coding region: 1-219 (72 amino acids)
Biological process (GO): nucleotide-excision repair; nucleotide-excision repair, preincision complex assembly; transcription initiation at RNA polymerase II promoter
Cellular component (GO): transcription factor TFIIH holo complex; transcription factor TFIIH core complex
Source: RefSeq, a predicted model, not a curated record